AGGACUGAGCGCGUUACGCGGCGCGAUGACCCUUGGCCCUGGGCGGCCGCCGUAGCCCCGCCCGGAAGUAUCUCCAUGGCGACGGGACCGCCGGGGACUGCGGCCUAGUAGGGUCCGGAGGAGCCUGAUGGAAAAAUACGAGCGGAUCCGGGUGGUCGGGAGGGGGGCCUUCGGGAUCGUCCACCUCUGCCUCUGCAAGGUGGACCAGAAGCUGGUCAUCCUCAAGCAGAUCCCGGUGGACCAGAUGACCAAGGACGAGCGGCUGGCGGCCCAGAAUGAAUGCCAGGUCCUCAAGCUCCUCCACCACCCUCACGUCAUCGAAUAUUACGAGAACUUCCUGGAGGACAAGGCCCUGAUGAUCGCCAUGGAGUAUGCGCCAGGUGGCACCUUGGCCGAGUUCAUCCACAAGCGUGGCAACUCCCUGCUGGACGAGGAGACCAUCCUCCACUUCUUUGUCCAGAUUGUGCUGGCCCUCCACCACGUCCACACAAAGCAAAUCCUCCACCGGGACCUCAAGACCCAGAACAUCCUCCUGGACAAGCACCACAUGAUGGUCAAGAUCGGCGACUUCGGCAUCUCCAAGAUCCUCAGCAGCAAGAGUAAAGCCUACACGGUGGUGGGCACCCCCUGUUACAUCUCCCCAGAGCUGUGCGAGGGCAAGCCUUACAACCAGAAGAGCGACAUCUGGGCCCUGGGGUGCGUCUUGUACGAACUCGCCAGCCUCAAGAGGGCGUUCGAAGCCGCGAACCUGCCAGCCCUGGUGCUGAAGAUCAUGAGCGGGACCUUCGCCCCCAUCUCCGACCGCUACAGCCCCGAGCUGCGCCAGUUGAUCCUCGGCCUGCUCAACCUGGACCCCUCCAAGCGGCCCCAGCUGAACGAGAUCAUGGCCGAAGCCAUCUGCGCCCGCCCUUUGCUGAACCUCUACACCGAUGUCGGCAGCGUCGGGAUGAGAAGGCCUGAGAAGCCGCUAGCUACGGUGCCGCCCGUGACGCACGGCAGGGCUGGCGGGAGACCCGGCGGUUCGAGAGCCAGAGGCUCCCAUGCCAGCUCGGCCAGGCCUGGCCUCCCGCCCACCCCGUCUUCCGUCUACACCUGGGGAGGUGGGAUCACGGUCCCCCUCCCCCUCCCCAUGCUCAACGCAGAGGUGGUGCAGGUGUCCACCGGCCGGACCCAGAAGGCAGGCGUGACCAAAUCUGGCCGGCUGAUCAUGUGGGAACCACCCCCCAUGGGCACGUCUGGAGGGCUCAUCCUCCCGGGGGCCACGGAGCAGCUGCAGCCCCAGUUUGUCUGCCGGUUCCUGGAGGGUCAGUCCGGGGUGACCAUCAAGAACGUGGCCUGCGGGGACCUCUUCACCGCUUGCUUGACAGACAGAGGGAUUGUCUUGACCUUCGGGAGCGGCAGCAGUGGCUGUUUGGGGCACGAGACGCUGGUGGACGUGAGCCAGCCCAAAAUCGUCGAGGCUUUGUUGGGCUACGAGAUCAUGCAGGUGGCUUGCGGUGCUUCACACAUCCUGGCCGUUUCCAACGAAGGAGAAGUCUUCUCCUGGGGCCGGGGGGACAAUGGGCGCCUGGGGCUGGGGACGCAGGAGUCCCACAGCUCUCCGCAACUGGUCCCCAUCCCGCCCGACCACGAGGCCCAGAAAGUCCUUUGCGGCAUCGAUGCCUCCAUGAUCCUGACCACCAAGAAUCGGAUCCUGGCUUGUGGGAGCAACCGGUAUAACAAGCUAGGCCUGGAUGGCCUUCCGCCUCCAGAGGAGCCCCUCACCGCCCACCAGGUGGAGGAAGCCCUCCUCUUCAGCCCAGCCCGCUCGGCCCCCUUGAGCGAAGAGGACAUCCUCUGGGCCGACAUCGGCACCGGCCACUCAGCAGCCAUCACAGCCUCGGGGAAGUGCUACACCAUCGGCAGCAACCAGCACGGCCAGGUGGGCCCCAUCUCGUGCCGGGCCAGCCGGGCGCCCUACCUGGUCGAGGGUCUCCAGGCCAUCCGGGUCUCCAGGGUGGGCUGCGGAGAUGCCUUCACUGUCGUCGUGGGGGCAGAUGGCGAGGUGUACACCUGGGGGAAAAGUGCCCGGGGGCGCUUAGGGAGGAAGGACGAAGAGGCCCGCAACCCGAGGCCUGUACACCUGGCAGAAUCACACCCCAUCCUGGUGGCCUCCGUCUCCUGUUGCCACGGGAACACCCUGCUGGCGGUGAAACCUGCUGCAGCGGAAGACCCUGGCCCGCAGUGAGGGAGGGCGCCCCCCCCGGGAAGGAAGGGAGCCCAAGCGCCCCCGGCCGGGGGUGGUUCGUCCUUCCAGCCGGGAGGAGAACCGGCCUCUUCUGGGCAGGAGCCCCCAAGGGGACCCCCCCCAUCCUGAGGUUUUCCAGCGAGGACUCUGCCCCUCCCUGCCAGCCUUUGCCACUCAUCAUGGCUCUCCCUUGCUCCCGAGGAGAAAGGCGGCGGCCUGGCAUAGCCGUUCUUUCGUUCCUUCGGUGAGAGCAGGAUCUGGGGGGAAGGGGCUGCCGCCCACCCUCUCUCUGUGCAAGCAGGGACGAGCCAGGGGACCAAGGAGGGGGGGGUCGUGGCUGGCCUCCCAGAGCUCCCCCUUUGCCCCUUUUGCAAGCUGACUCGGAGACGGAGGCGCCACGCGGGCUCUGGGGCCGUGGCAGAGGCCGGCUCCCGCCUCAGGUGCUCCCAGGGGGUGAUGUGGCGCCUGCUGCCCUUUCACAGCAGCCGGAGCGCCUCUUUUCCCCACUUUCGUCCUCCUCUCUUUCCAAGGAUCUGACCCUUGAUUCAUCGUGAACGUUGAACUCCUUGCACCUGAAAGGUCUCUCCCUGCCGAGGCAAGGUGGGG
Messenger RNA from Pogona vitticeps (central bearded dragon), 2833 nucleotides. RefSeq names its product NIMA related kinase 8 (gene NEK8). The record is from RefSeq and is a predicted model, not a curated record. Lineage: Eukaryota; Metazoa; Chordata; Lepidosauria; Squamata; Agamidae. Gene Ontology annotation, cellular component: cilium. Gene Ontology annotation, biological process: animal organ morphogenesis; protein phosphorylation. Gene Ontology annotation, molecular function: protein kinase activity; ATP binding.